AUGAGUGGAGGAGCCGCCAAGCCGAGACGAUGGGUUUCCCCCGGCCAACCAUCAUCCUUUCCCCCCAGUUCCAUUCCCCAAUUCUUCUUCCUCUUCGGCUCCCCAAAGCUUUCCCUUUUAGGGGCCAAUCAAGUUUUAAAAUUUUUUUCUCUCAAUUCAAUUUUUCAAUUAAUUAUUAAGGAAGUAAAUAAAUUUAAAAAAAAAAAAAAUGCCCAAAAAAUAAAAAAUAUAGUGGAAAGGAAAUUUAAAACAGGGAAAAAAAUAAAGAAAAAAAAAAAAGAAAAAAAAAAUAUGAAACGGGAGGGAGAGAGGGGAGAGGGGAGGGAGCGGGGGGGCAAAAAACGAAAAAGGGAAAACCCAAAAGACAGCAGGGAAAACAUAUAUAUCUACUCCUCCUCCUUAUACUCUCUAUCAUCUCGCUAUCAACUAUCUCUCUCACAUUCUAUCUCUCGAUUCUCUCUAUAUCUCGAUAUCUUAUCUCUCUCUGCUCUCUCUGUCUACUUUAUCUAUAUAUCGCUGUCUCUCCAUCUCUCCUCUAAUAGCUUCUAUCGCUCUCAUCUCUCUCUCUCUAAGGGGAUCGUAUCUUCCGCACGGUCAGCUAGCGCUCUCUCCAGAGCGUCAUCAUUUCCCAUCUCUAUCUCCAUCUCAUCUCUGCUCAAUUCUCUUCUCUGCCACUACGCUCGUUUCCAUCUCUCUCUUUCUCCAUCUCUCUAUCCAUCUCUUUCCAUCUCUCUCUCCAUCUUUUUCCAUCUCUCUCUCUCCUCAUCUCUCUCUCUCUCUCUUUCUCCAUUUCUCUCAAUUCAAUUCAGUUCAAUUCAAUAGACUUUAUUGACAUGGCAAGUAAAAUUACUUACAUUGUCAAAGUAUACAUACAACAAAAAUGGUGGGACCAACAGCAAUAAUAAUAGUAGUAGUGGAAAUGGGAUUACCAUUAACAGCAACUACAACAACAAUAAUAAUGAGAUUAACAAUACAUUAAAGCAAUAGUAGUCGACCAAUCUCAACAUGACUGAGAAGACACAUUACAUGCUAUGAAAGCCAAAACCAAACAGUAAAUAUUAUUGACAUUACAUUACACUUUUCACUGGCUGUCCCUCAGGUUGUGGCAGGAGGACACAUAUUUGGCUGCCAAAAUUGCACAUUUUGGCUUUUCACCCAAUAAAAAUUUUAUAGUUUCAAAUUCUUUGUACUGAAUGAUAAAUUUGGGAAAGAAAGAUUCUCUUAGGUCUGAGUAUUUGUCACAGUGUAAUAGGAAAUGCAGCUCUGUCUCUACCUCUCCCCGGGGGCAGAGUGAGCACAGCCUGUCCUCUCUGGGCAGCCAGGUUUGCCUGUGACGACCAGUCUCUAUAGCCAGACUGUGCUCACUGAGUCUGUACCUAGUCAGUGUUUCUCUCAGUUUUCUAUCAGUCACAGUGGUCAGAUAGUCUGCCACCAUGUACUGUCUGUUUAGAGCCAAAUAGCAUUGAAGUUUACUUUGAUUUUUUGUGGUGUCUUUCCAAUAGGUGAUAUAUUUUUCUUUUUGCUUUGUGAUGAUUUGGUUGGGCCAGAUUUUCUGAGUGCUGUCCUGAGGCUCUAUGAGGUUGGUUUUGGUUAGUGAACUGAGCCUCAGAACCAGCUGGCUGAGGGGACUCUUCUCUUGUUUCAUCUCUUGACAUAGUAGAGCUGUGUGAUGGAAUGUUUUGGGGUCACUUGUUUUUAGAUGGUUGUAAAAUUUGAUGGCUCUUUUUUCUAUUCGAAUAAGGAGGGGGUAUUGGCCCAAUUCUGCUCUACAUGCGUUAUUUGGAGUUUUUCUUUGCACUUGCAAUACAGUCUUGCAAAACUCUGCAUGCAGUAUUUCGAUUGGAUGUUUGUCCCAUUUGGUAAAUUCAGUAUUAGAGAGCGGACCCCAUACUUCGCUGCCAUAUAGAGCAAUUGGUUCUAUAACUGAUUGGAAGAUUUUGAGCCAGAUUCUAAUUGGAAUUUCGAUUUUAAUAUUCCUUUUAAUGGCAUAGAAUGCUCUUCUUGCUUUGUCUCUCAGCUCAUUCACAGCCAUGUGAAAGCUACCUGUGUUGCUGAUAUUUAGUCCUAGAUAUGUGUAAUUUUUGGUGUGUUCUAAUAGAACUGUGUCCAAAUAGAAUUUAUAUUUGUCAUCCUGAUUUCCGGACCUUUUUUGGAAUAUCAUUAUAUUCAUAUUUUUUUUAUUAACGGUCAGGGCCCAGGUCUGACAGAAUCUGUGCAGAUGAUCUAGAUGCUGCUGUAACCCCUCCUUAGUGGGAGACAGUAGCACCAGGUCAUCUGCGUACAGCAGACACUUGAUUUCAGUGUUGUGUAGGGUGAGACCACGUGCUGCCGAUUCUUCUAAUGUUUUUGCCAAUUCGUUAAUGUAGAUGUUAAAUAGUGUUGGACUUAUUGGGCAGCCCUGUUUCACUCCACGUCCCUGAGAGAAGAAGUAUGUUUGCUUGUUGCCGAUUUUAAUCGCACAUUUGUUUUUAGUGUACAUUGAUUUAAUAACAUCAUAUGUUUUCCCUCCAAUACCACUUUCUAUUCGUUUGUAAAAAAAGACCUUCGUGCCAAAUUGAAUCAAAUGCUUUCUUGAAGUCUACAAAACACGAGUAGAUUUUGCCUUUGUUUUGAUUUACUUCUUUGUCAAUUAGAGUCUGGAGGGUGUAAAUGUGGUCUGUUGUGCGAUAAUUUUUUACAAAUCCAAUCUGGCUUCUGCUUAGGACGUUGUGUUCAUCAAGGAAAUUAUGUAGUCUGCUGUUUAUGAUACUGCAGAGAAUUUUCCCCAAGUUGCUGUUAACGCAAAUUCCUCUGUAAUUAUUUGGGUCAAAUUUGUCUCCAUUUUUAUAAAUUGGUGUGAUCAAUCCUUGGUUCCAAAUAUCGGGGAAAAUACCUGCAGUUAGGAUAAUGUUGAAGAGUUUGAGUAUAGCCAAUUUGAAUUUGUGGUCUGUAUAUUUGAUCAUUUCAUUUAAAAUACCAUCAGCACCACAGGCCUUUUUGGGUUGGAGAGUGCAAAGUUUUUCCAAUAAUUAUUGUUCUGUAAUUGGGGUAUCCACAGGAUUCUGAUAGUCUUUGACUGCUGAUUCAAGGAUUUGUAAUUUUUCUUGUAUAUCUUGUUGUUCUGGGCUCUUUGUUAUAUUGCUGUAGAGGUUUGCAAAGUGAUUUCUCCACAUAUCCCCAUUUUGGAUAGCCAGUUCCUCAUUAUGAGGUUUGUUUAAUUUAUUCAAAUUCUCCCAGAAGUGGUUUGAUUCUAUGGAUUCCUCAAUCACAUCUAGCUGAUUUCUAAUGUGCUGUUCCUUUUUUGUUCUUAGGGUGUGUUUGUAUUGCUUCAGUGUUUCCCCAUAUUGAAGGCGUAUAUUUUUGUUGUCUGGGUCUCUGUGUUUAUGAUUAGAUAUAUUUCUCAAUUACUUUCUUAGAUUUUUGCAAUCAUUAUCAAACCAUUUUUCAUUAUGUAUUAUUUUUGGUUUGCUCUUAUGUUUCUUAAGAUUAGCCAAGGAGGCUAAUUUGUCAAAUAUAAAGGUUAUGUUCCAAACGGCCAAAUGUAUACCUUCAUUGGUGUAGGAGAAUGUUAAUGCUAAAAAGUUGUCCAGGAGAGAUUGUAUUUUUUGGCUACUAAUUGCUUUUUGGUAGAUUUCUGUACUGUUUGCACUCCAUCUAUAGGUCUGUUUAGUACCAUGUAAUUUAUUGGGCCGUGAUGCUUCAUGGUUGGGUUCUGCUCUUUUCAGAUACACUGUGAUUUUACUGUGGUCAGAGAGAGGUGUUAGUGGGCUGACUGUGAAGGCUCUGAGAGACUCUGGGUUGAGGUCUGUGAUGAAGUAGUCUACAGUACUGCUGCCAAGGGAUGAGCUGUAGGUGUACCUACCAAAAUAGUCCCCUCUUAACCUACCAUUGACUAUGUACAGACCCAGUGUUCGACAGAGCUUCAGGAGCUGUACUCCAUUUUUGUUUUUCACUUUGUCAUAGUUGUUUCUAGGGGGGUAUGUGGGGAGGGAAAGGUUGUUGCUUCCCGGUAGGUGUUUGUCCCCAUGACUGUUAAUAGUGUCUAGUUCUUCUGCUGUUCUAGCAUUCAGGUCUCCACAGACCAGCACAUUGCCUUGGGCCUGAAAGUGACUAAUCUCCCCCUCUAGAAUGGAGAAACUCUCUUCAUUGAAGUAGGGUGACUCUGAGGGGGGAAUGUAUGUGGCACAGAGGAAGACGUUGUUAUCUGUUAAGAUAGCCUCCUUGUUGAUUUUUAGCCAGAUAAAAAAUUAUCCUGUUUUGAUCAAUUCGAUUGAAUUAGUUAGUUCAGAUUUAUACCAUAUUAGCAUUCCCCCUGAGUCUCUGCCCUGUGUGAUUCCUUUUAAUUUGGUGGAUGGUACGAUUAUCUCCCUAUAACCUAGUGGACAGCCAGUGGAAACAUCACCUCUGCACCAUGUUUCCUGUAGUACUACAAUAUCAACAUCAUCAAUUUCUUUAAGGAAGUCUGGGUUUCUGCUCUUUAGCCCAAAAGCAGAGGACUUCAAGCCUUGUAAAUUCCAACAUGCAACGUAAAAAGACUUCAUAACUGUUUUUUCUUUACAUUCAAAAUGAGAUAAACACUCACAAUCCAACAAGAACUAUUAAAAUAGGAUUUUUCAAUUAAGGUAAACUCUUAUUAUGCAAAUGUGAUUUGUGUAUCAUUUAAGAUAGUAUUUGUGUCAUACCACUUGGGUGGAUGUAGUGUGAGGAUGGUGGAGUUCUUGUGCUCAUCUUACCAUGACCCUUGGCCUAUCACAUGUGAGCAUAGUAGAUUCAGCAUUUGUUUGAUGUCACUCAUUUCAUUGGUUGAGCGCUCUCUCUCUCCAUCUCUCUCCUCUCUCCUAUCUCAUCUCUCUCUCUCUCUCUCUCUCUCUCUCUCUCUCUCUCUCUCUCUCUCUCUUCUCUCUCUCUCUCUCUCUCCCUCUACAUAUCUCUCUCUUUCUCCAUCUCUCUCUCUCCAUCUCUCUCCAUCUCUCUCUCUCUCUCUCGCUCUUUCUCUCUCUCGCUUGCUCUUUCUCUCUCUCCAUCUCUCUCAUCUCUCUCUCUCUCUCUCUCUCUCUCUCUCUCUCUCUCUCUCUCUCUCUCUCUCUCUCUCACGCUCUCUCUCGCUUGCUCUCUCUCUCUCGCUCUCUUUCACUCUCCAUCUCUCUCUCUCUCUCUCUCUCUCGCUCUCUCUCUCAUCUCUCGCUCUCUCUCUCCAUCUCUCUCCCUCGCCAUCUCUCUCUCUCUCUAUCUCUCUGUAGACAGACGUAUGAGCUGUGUCUAACUGUGUUGUUUUACUGUUAUCUUUCUCCCUCAGCUAUCCAUGAGUUUCCAGAAGAUAUAUUUACCAAGGAGGAGCUGAAAGGAGGGGCAGUGCUGUUACAUGUGCUGUGUGUGAGUGUCCUAUAACACACCUCACAAAAACAACCAUGAUACCAUGAUACUGCAGUUUUGCAGCCACAUCCUUCAUGCAAUAUCAUCUGUUCAGAUGCGAUUAGACUUCAUAAUAGAAAUGAUCUGCUAAUUGCACUCUCAUAUUAAUGUACACCUGCCUGAAUUACAUCUGAAUUACUUAAAUGCUUCCUUAUCACAUCAUUUAUGGCCUGUAUCUCUAUUGUCAUCUCUCACUCUACCUCUUAGGCUAUCUACAUGUUCUACGCUCUUGCUAUUGUCUGUGAUGACUACUUUGUCCCUUCUCUGGAGAAAAUAUCAGAGGUGAGAAAACCAACAACACCAAUUCACUUUAAAUACAGGAAGGAGGCACCAUAUGCUGCUUUUUAUCAUUAUAUUACUAUUAUUAGUUGAAUAACUUAAAAUAUAAACUUUGUGCAAGAUAGGCUGAACAGGAUUUCUGUUACUGGAUCAUGUAUUUCUACAAAGAUAUAGUGCUUCUUGAUCAUGUAUUAUGAUUGUGUGAGAAGGUUCCCUCUUUUCUCUGGCCCUCCCAGAACCUGCAGCUCAGUGAGGAUGUGGCAGGGGCAACCUUCAUGGCUGCAGGAAGCUCAGCCCCAGAGCUCUUCACCUCUCUCAUUGGUCAGUACUUAAUCACUCUGUAUUUCCCUUCUCUUAACAGUAGUGAUAGCGGUGGCCAAUAUAUUGUGUCAAUGAACACUAUACAUAUGCCCAACACUGGCUGAUACAAAUUACCCAUAACUUUCACCAUCUUGCGAUUGAUCUUCAAUCCAUCCCAAUGACAUUGUUUGCUUAUCAUGUAAUGCCACAAAUAUCCAUCAGAUGUCAGCAGAGUCAAUAUGAAUAGUCUUUAAGUCUACAUCAAUGUAUAGGAACACAUUGGCAUAACCAUUGGUUUCAUCCUCUAAAAUGUAAUUGUCACUACAACUCCUCCCCCGCCUCUCUAUCUCUCGCAGGUGUGUUUAUCACUAAAGGAGACGUGGGGGUUGGCACCAUCGUGGGCUCAGCAGUCUUCAACAUCCUGGUCAUCAUUGGUGUGUGUGGCAUCUUUGCGGGCCAGGUAUAGACCUCUGAUACUACACACCUUUAUGGUCGUAACAGUGUGGCUAUGGCUGAAGACUUCAUGAAUACAUGUAAACAUAUUUUCCUACACAUGCACUGGCUGAGUGAACCUGAGGAGGCAGCUAUGUGUUGGUUGUCUGUUAGUAGUCUCUCUCUCUCUCUCCCCCCUCUGCAGACGGUGGUUCUGACUUGGUGGUCUCUGUUCAGGGACUCCACCUACUACAUCUUCUCUGUGCUGGCUCUCAUCCUGGUGAGGGAGACAAGGGAGAGAGGAGGGGAAAUGAAGACCAUACAAUCAAAUGCAUUUAAAUACCAAUAUACAGUAGCUUACUUGUGCUCUACGAUUACAGUGCUGUAUAAACUGCCAGGCCAUAGUGAAAGGAUGGUAUGAAAUGCAGCUGUGAAUAGUUUAAUGUGUUAACUUUCUCUUUGUAGGUCAUCUUUGAUGCAAAAGUUGUCUGGUGAGUUUCAUCACAAUUAUUUUAAUGAACCUAAUUUACUUUUGUGACAACAGUGACAACAGUUACUUAUGUAAGAAUUGUAAAAGUACAGUAAAAUAGCAGUUUACUGGUUUCAGGUCGUAGUUGAACUGUGUAUUUCUCUGAUUGUAGGUGGGAGGCCGUGCUCCUAAUGACCAUGUAUGGAGUCUACAUUCUUAUCAUGAAGUGAGUAUUCUGCUUAGCCCCCUCUCACAGGAGUCCUCAAUCCACAGAGCAUGUACAGCAGUGUCUGCUUGUGCUUGUGUUUCUCUUAUGAAAGCUGUUUUGGGGUUUCAGGUUCAACUCCCAGCUCUUGGGCUGUGUGACACGUCGUUUUGGGGGUCCGGGUCAGUGUUGCCUGGGUAGUGAUGGACACAGAGACGAGGAGAUGGCAGAGGACGGACCCACCUGCAACACCAACAUGGUGCUGCUCAGGAAAGGUCUGUCUGGAGCUCGUUACAGCUCUCACUGUAUGUCUGUCUGGCUGUAUGUCUGUCACUGUCUGUGUCCUCACAUGGGUUUGUGGCUUUCUGAGUGUUAGAAGCUGUGACUGUUAUAGUUUUUUGUGCUAAUCACAAGUCUCACAGUUCAUUAUAACCGCAUCAUAAUGCAUUAUACCCGCAUCAUAAUGCAUUAUACCCGCAUCAUAAUGCAUUUUACCCGCAUCAUAAUGCAUUUUACCCGCAUCAUAAUGCAUUUUACCCGCAUCAUAAUGCAUUAUAACCGCAUCAUAAUGCAUUAUAACCGCAUCAUAAUGCAUUAUAACCGCAUCAUAAUGCAUUAUAACCGCAUCAUAAUCCAUUAUAACCACAUCAUAAUGCAUUAUAACCGCAUCAUAAUGCAUUAUAUCUGCCUGCCGGCUUUAGGUCAAGUGUUAUUCCUAUCACUCUCUCACCCUGCAGGCCAACCCCAGGUUCAGGAGUCUCCUCCGGUGAUGAUGGUGGACGAGCUCCUCAUCCUCAACCCCCACCAGUUGUCCUUCUCCGAGGCCGGCCUGCGCAUCAUGAUCACCCCCCACUUCUCCCCUCGCACCAGGCUCAGAAUGGCGGGACGCAUGCUCAUCAGUGAGGUAGUCGACUCAGGCUGGAGGAACAUCAGCAACAGGCCACGUUAGACACUAUGGAGCACUCAUUAUUUUCUCCCACACAGAGACAGAGGUUGAUCAGGAGUCCCAACAGCCAGCUGGACGGGGAGACCGGCGCAGGGGCAGGGACAGGGGGCACCCCUCUGAAGGGUUCUGGAGGUCUCGAGAAUGGGGGCAGUGUGGAGAGGCAGACCCCUGAGGGGGCCGGGCUAGGGGACGCAGGGGAGAAGCCAGGGGCGGAGGGCUGUCAGGCUGAGGAAGAGAAGGAUAAUGAUGAUGGGCCGUUCAGGCCUCUGCACUGGCCAGGUGAGGAUGUUUUUUGUUGCCAUCUGCUAUGUGCCUGACUGAGGCCAGGAUAAAAAAAAUGCUGUACAAACAUCGCACUGCACUUGACCUUUAUAGGCAAUUUACAGACAUUCGCUGAAAUUGCAUUUGAGGAAAACACUGCAUGUCAACUCUGGUAUAUUCUUGUUAUUGUGUGUGUGGCAGGUGGUUGCUGUGCGCGGGUCAAGUGGCUGAUCUCGUGGCCCCUGGGCCUGCUGCUGUACUGCACUGUGCCUAACUGUGUGUUCCCCCGCUGGCACCGCUGGUUCAUGGUCACCUUCUUGGCCUCCACCCUGUGGAUAGCCAUCUUCUCCUACCUCAUGGUGUGGAUGGUAAGGACCCACAGCAGAGCCGUACGGCUAUAUCGGAACUUCCAAGCCAGGCUUUCUACAACCUUGUAAUGUCUGUUGCCUUCCAGGAGUUAUAGGAUGGCAUUUAAAGAUGCACUAUGCAAAAAUCGCUCCACCAUUUCCUGGUUGCUAAAAAUUUAAUAGUUCACCUAAUUUCAGUUUAUGCGACAAAACAAGCAAGUAUAGUGUAGAGAAUCAUUGUACCAUCUAAACCGCUGUGAAAUGUAUUUUCCAUAACCAAAAAUAUUGUAUUUUCAGCUGUUUGAAGCUGGUGAACGAAAGUAAAAGACGCAAAAAAGAAUCUUAAGAACGGGAAGCAUAGUAAUAGCGCACAUAGAACAGAUCUACCGCUUCUUAGACUUGCUUUCAAUGAGAAUGACAGAUCUAUAACACACAUUUCUAUGUGCAUUUGGUCGGGUCGCCCAAAAAGUUACAUAUUGCAGCUUUAAGAAGGUGAGUGUGUGUGGUGUCUCUGUCUCUAAACUAGCUGUGUGUCCCCACAAGGUCACCAUCGUCAGCUACACACUAGACAUCCCAGACUACAUCAUGGGUAUCACCUUCCUGGCAGCGGGCACCAGCGUGCCAGACUGCAUGGCCAGCCUCAUUGUAGCUCGGCAAGGUACCCGUCACCCUCUCUUUUCAACUCUCUCUUCAGACUCUUGAGCAGCUUUUCAACGUCCUGGUGGUGUAUUGUAGACUGUUGUGCUUUAGUUUGACUUUACUCUCCCUCUCUCUCAGGUAUGGGGGACAUGGCAGUGUCUAACUCCAUUGGCAGUAAUAUAUUUGACAUCCUGUUGGGGCUGGGUUUCCCGUGGGCUCUGCGCACUCUGGUAGUGGACAACGGAUCAUCGGUGGGCAAUUAUUUAUUACAACUAUCUCUAUUGACAUUUAACAACCAUCAGCAUAUUAUUAGGGUGACAGUUAGCCUAGCGGUUAGAGUGUUGGGCCAGUAACCGAAAAGUUGCUAGUUCUCCCCGAGCCGACAAGGUGAAAAAUCUGUCGAUUUGUCCUUAAGCAAGGCACUUAACCCUAAAUUGCUCCAGGGUUGCCGUUGAUAAUGACAGACCUGGCCGUGACCCCACUCUCCAAGGGUGUCUCAGGGAGAGUUGAGAUAUGCAACAAAAAAAAGGUUUUACAAUUCACACAUGCCUAUUAAUACAUAAUAGCCACAUGAAAUAAAACAAAUAUAAGCCCACCAUCUGACCCACUCACCCUCUUCUUCCUCAAAGGUCUACAUUAACAACAAGGGCCUGGUGUAUUCUGUUGUCCUGCUGCUGGCCUCCGUCUUCCUCACAGUAAGUGUGUGUGCGUGCCUGCAUGCAUGUGUCAUGCCACAAUGGAGUUCAUGAGUGACUGUUGCACUAGACAUCUGGUUCUGAGCAUCAUUCAACCACAUAACAGGCCUUGCUAUAUACAUAUCACAAUUUUAUUGCCUUUUCACUUUUUACAAGUCUUUUGUUACAGACAACAAACAUACACAACGGUUAUAGUUUUAUUGGUAUUGUACGUUUUACAAUACAUUUGUUAUGGACCAUAAGCAGGAUGGCGGAAGGCAGGGCAAGUAUAGUACAGUCUUUCUGGAGAAGGGUGUGGGUCCAUCUACUGUUCCGGUUCUAGGCACGUUUAGUUGUGUGGUUCCACCAACCAUCGAGUCAUAGCAAAGCUAUUCCUCUUUACCUCUUGCACCCCCUCUUUCCCAUUUCCACUGAACCCCUCUCCAUCUGCCCAUCCCCUUCUCUCUCCACCUCCCCCUCUUCCCCCUCUCAACUUCUCUCCCUCCAGGUGAUGAGUGUCCAUCUGAACCACUGGAAGCUGGACCGCCGGCUGGGCCUGGGUCUGAUAUUCCUCUAUGCUAUCUUCCUGCUCUGCUCCAUCUUCUUUGGGCAGAUGUGAGGCUGACGCUGGGGUCAAAGGUCAACCCUGAUUCGCCUUCCUGUAAGCUGCCACGUCCAGGAGUCCUCUGUCUCCAAGAGAUCCGCUCUCCUAAAGCCAAAAAAAAGUCUCAGCUACAUUGUGCUAAAAGUUAAUGUGAUGUACCACAAACAGAAUAUGCUUGGAUGACAUUACACACACACACAAUACACAAACACACAAUACACAAAC
Coregonus sp. 'balchen' is the source of this 10772-nucleotide messenger RNA. NCBI's taxonomy places the organism in Eukaryota, Metazoa, Chordata, Actinopteri, Salmoniformes, Salmonidae. The record is from the annotation of a GenBank genome assembly.